This is a messenger RNA of Cynara cardunculus var. scolymus (artichoke), 4170 nucleotides long. RefSeq names its product K(+) efflux antiporter 2, chloroplastic-like. Gene Ontology annotation, molecular function: potassium:proton antiporter activity. The coding region runs from base 263 to 3976 and encodes 1237 amino acids. Lineage: Eukaryota; Viridiplantae; Streptophyta; Magnoliopsida; Asterales; Asteraceae. Gene Ontology annotation, biological process: proton transmembrane transport; potassium ion transport. The transcript is spliced from 21 exons. Gene Ontology annotation, cellular component: chloroplast; membrane. The record is from RefSeq and is a predicted model, not a curated record.
ACUGUCAAUCAUUCAUCUCUCUUUGUUUCAGACAAGCAACAAACUCUGGUAACUGACACUCUCUCGCUCUUACGUCAUCAACCGUUCGUCCUCUUCCAUUUCUAACCUAAUUUUUCCUUUAAAUAAUCCGCCAUUGAUUGUUCUUCGACCUUCAGAUUCCACUCCUCAUCUGUCACGAUCAAUCAGGCGUUUGAUAUUACAGCCUGAUGAGAGUUCCUUUUAUGAGCCUUGGUAGUUAGAAAUCGAGAAAGCGAGGGGAGAUAUGAACUUUUCAUGUAGUUUCCAGGUUCGUGGUUGUCAAGGUACUAGUUGUGGAACAUUAGAGCAGCUGAACUUGCAAUCAAGUUUUGGUUGUAAUUUUCCUGGCACUCCAAGGUUUGCAUCAAAAGUUGGCUCCAGAAAGAAAUUGAUUACUUCUAGUAGUCAUGGUUAUAAUUCAAGUAAAAUUGCUAAAGGUGAACUGGAUAGUUGUUUGAGGAGUUCUAGCAGGUCAAGGUAUUCAAUUUGUAUACUUAAGACAUCAAGGGGAAAUCUUAAAACAGCUUGCCAGGGGAAUGAUUCAGUUGCUUUCGUAAAUGGGAAUGGAAGGGAUGUAGAAUUUGUUGAGACUAAAAAUGGAGAGAAUUCAAAAGAAGAAACUAGUUACAGUCCAGAGAAAAAGAAUGAUUCAAGGGAUAAGGGAGAAGAAACGGAAGCGGAGUUCCCUACUUUGGAAGAAUUAAAGGAGUUAUUACAGAAGGCACGUAAAGAAUUGGAGAUAGCCCAGCUCAAUAGUACCAUGUUUGAGGAUAAGGCUCAGAGAAUAUCAGAAUCAGCAAUAGCGCUAAAGGAUGAAGCUUUGAAUGCAUGGGAUAAUGUCAACUUGGCGUUGCUUUCUAUUGAAGAGAUUGUGAAAGAAGAGGAUCCCACUAAAGAAGCUAUUCAGAGAGCAAAAAUGGCCCUUUCUUUGGCGGAGGCUAGGCAUCAGGUGGCUCUUGACUCAUUAGAAGUUGCAAAAGAGAAAAGUGCUAUGUUGGGAAGCUUGAAAGAUUACUAUGUAGAUGAAGAUGAAAAUUUGAAUAUAGCGACAGAGGAGGAAACUCUCUUAGCUGCUCAGAAGGAUAUGAAGGAAUGUCGGGUGAAUUUGGAAAAUUGUGAGAGAGCAUUGAUUCGGUUGCAGAACAGAAAAGAUGAGUUGCAAAGAGAAGUUGUUAGGCUGAAUGAACUUGCAGAGAAAGCACAAUCAGAUGCUUUGAAAGCUGAUGAAGAUGUGGCGAACAUAAUGCUUUUAGCUGAGGAAGCUGUUGCUUUUGAACUUGAGGCUACAAAACGUGUUAAUGAUGCUGAGAUUGCAUUGAAAAAAGCUGAGAAAUUUCUUGCCAACUCACUUGUGGAUAGCUCUGAAAGUACAAUGUCCCAAAGUUCGUCAUCUUCAGAUGGGGAGACACUUGGCAACGAAAAGGGAAUUGAAAGAAAUUCAGUUGAAGUCAUUGUUGAUGGAGACAGUGAUGCGAAAACUGAGGAUCCUUUGAGCGAUCCCAUACAAGAUGGCGAGCUAGAUUUUCUAGGAGAAAUGUCUGAAGAGUCUAGAUUUUCUGAUGAUAGCGACCAAGAGCAUGGACAAACAUCCAAAGACACUGAAGAUGAUGCAGAAAAGAUAAAGAAUGAGGUUCAAACAAAGAAGCCAGAAACACAGAAGGAUUUCACAAAGGAUAGCCAGCCAUUGAGUUCUCCUAAAGCAUUACUAAAUAAAUCAUCUCGUUUCUUUUCGGCAUCAUUUUUCUCCUUUGCCGGAGAUGGUACUGAGUUUACACCAGUUACAGUUUUUCAGGGGCUUAGCGAAUCGGCAAAAAAGCAUUUACCUAAUCUGGUAGUUGGGGUUUUGCUUGUUGGCGCAAGUUUUGCUUUCUAUACUAAGCGAGAAGAGCGGAUUUUUCAACUAUUUCGGCAGCCAGACAUUAUCACCACCAGUAUCGAUCAGCAGACAGACAUUAUCGCCACCAAUAUCAAUGAAGUCUCGUCAAAAGUUGAGCCCUUGGUAAGACAGAUAAAGAAUUUACCUGAUAGAGUUAAAAAGCUAAUUGAGAUGCUUCCUCACCAAGAGAUUAACGAGGAAGAAGCUUCUCUAUUUGAUGUGCUGUGGUUGUUGCUUGGCAGUGUAAUCUUUGUGCCUAUAUUUCAGAAACUUCCUGGAGGAAGUCCUGUUCUUGGGUAUCUGACUGCUGGCAUCUUGAUUGGACCUUAUGGUCUCUCAAUUAUACGUAAUGUCCAUGCGACAAAAGCAAUAGCCGAAUUUGGAGUUGUUUUCCUGCUUUUUAAUAUUGGCCUUGAGCUUUCUGUUGAAAGGCUGAGUUCCAUGAAGAAAUAUGUUUUUGGAUUGGGUUCUGCUCAGGUGCUGGUGACAGCUGUUGUGGUAGGCUUAGUUGCCCAUUCUGUCUGUGGACAGCUGGGACCUGCUGCAAUUGUCAUAGGUAAUGGUUUGGCAUUAUCUUCUACGGCGGUUGUCCUGCAGGUGUUGCAGGAGCGAGGAGAGAGCACAUCACGUCAUGGACGAGCCACAUUUUCUGUUUUACUUUUCCAGGAUCUAGCUGUUGUCGUUUUGUUGAUUCUCAUACCUCUUAUUUCACCGAAUUCAUCCAAAGGAGGGAUUGGCUUCUAUGCAAUUGCUGAAGCUCUUGGAUUGGCUGCAGUGAAGGCACUUGUUGCCAUCAGUGCUAUUAUUGCUGGAGGACGGUUGCUGCUUCGCCCAAUUUACAAGCAAAUUGCGGAGAUGCAAAAUGCAGAAAUAUUUUCUGCAAAUACGCUUCUGGUUAUUCUGGGUACUAGUCUACUUACUGCCCGUGCUGGUCUUUCAAUGGCACUGGGAGCUUUUCUGGCUGGUUUGCUACUUGCAGAAACCGAAUUCUCUUUGCAAGUUGAAUCCGAUAUUGCUCCAUAUCGUGGCCUUCUAUUAGGUCUCUUCUUCAUGACGGUUGGAAUGUCGAUCGAUCCAAAACUUCUUGUCUCAAACUUCCCUAUUAUUAUGGGGUCGUUAGGACUUCUAAUUGUUGGGAAGACCAUGUUGGUAGCUGUUGUUGGUAAGCUUUUUGGUGUCUCGAUAAUAUCUGCAAUUAGAGUUGGUCUUUUACUUGCACCCGGUGGAGAAUUCGCUUUUGUUGCAUUUGGUGAAGCUGUCAAUCAGGGUAUAAUGACUCCUCAGUUAUCUUCUUUGCUGUUUCUUGUGGUUGGGAUUUCGAUGGCCCUCACACCAUGGUUAGCUGCUGGAGGCCAGUUAAUAGCAUCUCGUUUUGAGCAGCAUGAUGUCCGUAGCUUAUUGCCUGACGAGAGAGAGACAGAUGAUUUGCAGGAUCACAUCAUUAUUUGUGGGUUUGGACGUGUUGGCCAGAUCAUCGCCCAGCUUCUUUCUGAAAGACUAAUUCCAUUUGUUGCUCUUGAUGUAAGGAGUGAUCGAGUAUCAGUGGGGCGUGCACUAGACCUUCCUGUGUAUUUCGGAGAUGCUGGUAGUCGAGAGGUUUUGCAUAAAGUUGGCGCCGAAAGAGCCUGUGCUGCAGCAAUAACUUUAGAUACACCUGGUGCAAAUUAUAGAACAGUUUGGGCUCUCAGCAAGUAUUUUCCCAACGUCAAGACAUUUGUACGAGCUCAUGAUGUCGAUCAUGGACUCAACUUGGAGAAGGCCGGGGCAACAGCGGUCGUGCCCGAGACCUUAGAACCAAGUUUACAGUUAGCAUCUGCUGUCCUUGCACAAGCUAAAUUGCCGAUGUCGGAGAUAGCAGCCACGAUCAACGAGUUCAGAUCCCGACACCUAUCUGAGCUUACCGAGCUUUCGGAAACAAACGGAAGUUCUCUUGGUUACGGGUUCCAACGGAUCAUGUCGAAACCUAAAUCUUCAUCGUCGUCAUCGUCUUCAUCAUCAUCAUCUUCCUCUUCCUCUUCCUCUUCUACUGCUUCGGAUUCUUCCGAUGAUAACCAAAUCAGUGAAGGAACGCUGGCAAUAUAAACCAUGGCCAUAAAACCAACAAGAAUAAAAUGUACAGAUUGUACAGAAACAUAUAAGAUUUAGAAUUCCUUGAUUUCAUGGACAUCUGUUCUUCCAUUUUGGUAUCUCAGUUUUGCAUAGUUAGUUGAUUCCUGAAAAUGUAGUUUUGACAAUACUACCCCUGCUUCAGUGAAAAUGUAGUUUUUACAUCUCAA